AUGGGGUCGAAAAAUUUGAUGAUGGGCACCUUAGGUGGUCUGGGCACCUUAGGUGGUCUGAGCACCUUAGGUGGUCUGGGCACCUUAGGUGGUCUGGGCACCUUAGGUGGUCUGGGCACCUUAGGUGGUGGUCUGGGCACCUUAGGUGGUGGUCUGGGCACCUUAGGUGGUGGUCUGGGCACCUUAGGUGGUGGUCUGGGCACCUUAGGUGGUGGUCUGGGCACCUUAGGUGGUGGUCUGGGCACCUUAGGUGGUGGUCUGGGCACCUUAGGUGGUGGUCUGGGCACCUUAGGUGGUGGUCUGGGCACCAUAGGUGGUGGUCUGGGCACCAUAGGUGGUGGUCUGGGCACCUUAGGUGGUGGUCUGGGCACCUUAGCCUUUAACAGGCUGCGGGAAGCAGAAGAGGAAUUAAGACGUCCGGGCGUAUAA
Molecule: messenger RNA, 429 nt
Organism: Stomoxys calcitrans (stable fly)
Lineage: Eukaryota; Metazoa; Arthropoda; Insecta; Diptera; Muscidae
Exons: 2
Coding region: 1-429 (142 amino acids)
Source: RefSeq, a predicted model, not a curated record